CCGCCGCCUCCGAGCGGCCCUCCGGCCUUCCCCCGGAGGAGGCCGCCCCAGGAUGGCCGAAGAGGGGGCCGCCCAACUGCCCCGGGAGCUGCUCGAAAGCAUAAAGGAUGUCCUUGGCCGGAAGAUUAAAAUUGCGGUGAAGAAGAAAGUGAAACUAGAAAUCAAGGGAGACAAAGUGGAAAACAAAAUCCUGGUGCUUACGUCAUGCCGGGCCUUCCUCGUCGCGGCUCGAAUCCCCACCAAGCUAGAGCUGACCUUCAGCUACCUGGAAAUCCAGGGGGUGACCUGCACAAAGCCCGGCCAGUUGGCUGUGGAGACGGAAAAGGGCAGCAUCUCCAUGAAGAUGGCCUCCUGCGAGGACGUGAACGAAGCGGUGGGCUACAUCGGCGGCUGCCUGAGGAAGAUAUUCCCCGGCCACUCUCCCCUGAAAAUCCUGAAAAAGGUUUCCAUGGAGCCGGCUGACCGACUGGCCGCUCUCCAGAGCCUGUGGGAUAGCCAGACCGUGGCCGAGCUGAGCCCCUGCGGGGGGUUCUCCCAGAUGUACGCCUGCGUCUGCGACUGGCUCGGAUUUCCCUACAGGGAAGAAGUGCAGUGGGAUGUAGACACGAUCUACCUGACGCAGGACACCCGUGAGUUGAACCUUCAGGACUUCAGCCAUCUUGACCUCAGGGACUUGAUCCCCAUAGUUGCGGCCCUGGAGUAUAACCAGUGGUUCACCAAACUGUCUUCCAAGGACCUGAAGCUGUCCACUGAUGUGUGCGAACAGAUCCUGAGAGUGGUGAGCAGGUCGAAUCGCCUGGAAGAACUGGUGCUGGAAAAUGCCGGGCUGCGAAUAGAUUUUGCCCAGAAACUGGCCAGCGCGCUCGCUCACAAUCCGAACUCGGGACUUCAUACGAUUAACCUUGCUAGCAACCCACUGGAGGACAGAGGUGUUUCCUAUCUAAGUAUCCAUUUCGCCAAGCUCCCAAAGGGCCUGAAGCACUUGAAUUUAUCGAAAACCUCAUUGUCACCUAAAGGAGUGAAUAAUCUUUCCCAGUCACUCGGUGCCAACCAGCUAAUCGCCACCACCCUCGCCCACCUGGACCUCUCCGGAAAUGCCCUUCGCGGGGAUGACUUCUCGUACCUGUGCAGUUUUUUGGCCCAGCCCAACGCCAUCACUCACCUGGAUUUAUCCAGCACCGAGUGUGCCCUGGACACGGUGUGCAGCGCUCUCCUCCGCGGAUGCCUCCAACACCUCGCCAUCCUCAACCUCUCCCGAACGGUCUUCUCUCACCGGAAAGGGAAGGAAGUCCCCCUGUCCUUCAAGCAGUUCUUCAGCAGCUCGCUCGCCUUGAGGCACAUCAACUUGGCCGGCACCCGACUGGCUCCGGAGCCUCUGAAAGCGCUCUUACUGGGCCUGGCCUGCAAUCAUCAUCUGAAGGAGGUGUCACUUGAUCUCAGCAAUUGUGAGCUUGGCCACUGUCUGCGCUCAGGAGGGGCCCAGGUCCUGGAAGGCUGCAUCGCCGAGAUCCACAACAUCACUAGCCUCGACAUUUCCGACAACGGCCUGGAAGGCGACCUGUGUCCGCUUAUUGUCUGGCUAAGUAAAAACCGUUCCAUCCGGCACCUGGCUUUAGGCAAGAACUUUAGCAACAUGAAAUCCAAAAAUCUCAUCCCCGUGUUGGAUAGCUUGGUCCAGAUGAUCCAGGAUGAAGAAUCUCCCCUACAGUCCCUGUCCCUCGCCGACUCCAAGCUCAAGACCGACGUCACCAUCAUCAUCAACGCGCUGGGCAGCAACUCCUCCCUCACCAAAGUGGACAUCAGUGGGAACGGCAUGGGAGACAUGGGAGCCAAGAUGCUGGCGAAGGCCCUGCAGAUCAACACCAAACUCAGGACGGUGAUCUGGGAUAAGAACAACAUCACGGCCCAGGGCUUCCAGGAUAUCGCUGUGGCUUUGGAAAAAAACUACACGCUGCGCUUCAUGCCCAUCCCUAUGUACGAUGCUUCCCAGGCGCUGAAGACGAACCCCGAGAAGACUGAGGAGGCCUUGCAGAAGAUAGAAAACUACCUGCUCCGGAACCACGAGACUAGGAAAUACCUACAGGAGCAGGCGUACCGGCUACAGCAGGGCAUCGUCACCAGUACCACCCAGCAGAUGAUCGACCGGAUAUGUGUGAAAGUCCAAGACCAUCUCAACUCCUUAAGAAACAGCGGCGGGGAUACGGUCCAGGAGGACCUGAAGACAGCAGAGAGACUCAUGCGUGAUGCCAAAAACUCCAAGACGCUGUUGCCAACUCUGUACCACGCCGGCGGGGUAUCGUGGGCCGGCUCCAACGGGUUGUUGUCCAGCCCCAUCCAGGAGAAGUUGGAGUCCAUGGCCGGCGAGGUCACCAGGGUCGUGGACGAGCAGCUGAAGGAGCUACUGGAGUCCAUGGUCGACGCCGCGGAAACGCUCUGCCCCAACGUCCUGGAGAAAGCCCAGGUGCGCCGGGACCUGAUCGGCGCCAGCACCGGGAAGAUUUCCAUCCCUCAGGCCUUCGUGAAGAGCGUUUUGCUGGAGCAGUCUGGCAUCGAUAUCCUCAACAAGAUCAGUGAGGUGAAGCUGACUGUGGCCUCUUUCCUCUCCGACCGCAUCGUGGAUGAGAUCUUGGAUGCUCUUUCGAACUGCCAUCAUAAGCUGGCUGACCACUUGACCCGGCGAGGCAAACCCCUUCCUCACCAAGAGUCCUUGGAGGUUGAAUUGGCCGAGGAAAAGCCAGCUAAACGCUCCGUCAUACCGGUGGACAAGCUGACCGAGAUCGAGCGGCUGGAGGACUUGGACACUUGUAUGAUGACUCCCAAGUCGAAAAGGAAAAGCAUCCACAGUCGAAUGCUCCGGCCAGUGUCCAGGGCCUUCGAAAUGGAGUUCGACCUGGACAAGGCGCUGGAGGAAGUGCCGAUUCACAUAGAAGACCCUCCCUUCCCUUCCGUCAGGGCGGAGAAAAGGGCUUCCGGGUUCAUCUCCGAGCUGCCCUCGGAAGAGGGGAGGAAACUGGAACACUUCACCAAACUGCGGCCCAAGAGGAAUAAGAAACAGCAGCCCAGCCAGGCCGCGGUGUGCGCUGCCGCUUCAGCCCCGCAGGACGGUGACCAGAACGGUCUCAUGGGAAGAGUGGAUGAAGGCGUGGAUGAAUUCUUCACCAAAAAAGUCACCAAGAUGGAUUCAAAGCGGUCGUCGAAGGGCCCCGAGUCCCACGAGCCCGGCGAAGGCGGAGACGACAAGAAGAAGCGGGAUUCUCGGAAGAGCGGCUUCCUCAACCUCAUCAAGUCACGCUCGAAGGCGGAGCGGCCUCCGUCGGCGGCGUCGGCAGCGGUGGAGGAGCCCCCGUCCCCCAGGGCGAUGGGCCGGGCCCCCGCCGGGGACGCGGUGAUGGCCGGGAAGGAGCCCGACGGGAGCGUCGAGGGCCCCGACGAGGCGGGGACCCCGGACCCGCCCGAGGAGGCCGCCGCCGCCACGGAAGAGGCGGCCAAGGGGGACCACGGCGACGGCGGCAAGGGCAGCCCGCAGGCCGGGCGGCGCUACGGAGUGCAGGUCAUGGGCAGCGGGCUGCUGGCCGAGAUGAGAGCCAAGCAGGAGAAAAGGGCGGCCUUCGCCCAGAAGAAGCUCGGCAGCGACUCGGGUUCUGCAGACGGAGGCGUCUCACCGGCGAGCGGGGCGGAGCGGGCCGAUGGGAGUCGGGCAGGAUCUAAGCCGGCCCCAGGCCCGCCCGAGAACCGCUCGGCCCCAUCCAGGCCGGACUCCACCGCGGGAUCGGCGGAGAAAUCCGUCAAAGCGGACCCGAGGGCGGAAGCGGGGAUGCGAUCUCGGAGUUCCAGCAGCAUCCCGACCAGCCCCAAGCCCGCGCUGCAGUCGCCCAAGCCCGGCCCUGGCAGCCGGCCGGCUGUCCCGCAAAAGCCCAGGACCACGUCCCGCCCCGACAAUGCUGCAGAUUCUCCCUCGGGCCCCAGUUCCCCCAAAGUCGCUCUCCUGCCACCCGGGCUCAAGAAAGGUCCUUCAGACAAGGAGCGAGAUGGUCAGAGCAGUCCUCAGCCCGCGCCCAGGACCUUCUCCCAGGAAGCCCUGAGGAGAAGUCCGGUUCAGCCUUCCCCCGAGCACCCGGAACAGAAGUCGGCCUUCUCGGGCAGGGAUGCCCAGCUGGGCAGCAAGUCCAGCGACUCCGGAGAAGAGGCCGACAAAGAAUUUAUUUUCGUUUAAACGAGUCCCCGUGCGGACUGGCCUCGGUUUCUCCUGUCCAGCCCCAGGACAGUCGUGGUCACUCCCUCCCCAGGGGCCCCAGCGGGUGGCCCUGCUCCUCUCCCUCCCUCCAGCACCCAAGGGGCCAGGACGGGCUUGGGUGGCGGGGAGGGAGCCCGUCGAAUGUAAAUGAGUCGGAUCUGCACGAGGCCGGAGAGAAAUCUAUUCUUGUUGAAUGCAAUUGCACACUGUAAUUAUAUUAACAGAGCACACUAAUGAAUAAUUUGUAUAAAUUAUACAGACUAGUUGCUUGGGUAUGGUUUUUACAUGCUCCCCUGGAGAAUUAUUUUUUCAUCCCGUGACCGAGCUGUAUGUAGACUUCAGGCGGCUCCACACUUCCAGCAAGCACAUCCCGGAACCGGCACCUGUUAACGUGUGUGUGGAGACACGCAACUCGCACAUACACGCACAUACGUGAUCACCAGCGCGCCGCCGUGGCCGCGGGUCCAGCCGCAUCAUGGCUGGACGGGACAGCCGAGCGCUUCUAAGACCGUCCGGGCAUCUGGGGUCCUGUCGGCAUAUCAGCUUUUAAUGUGGGAUUCGGAGAGAGAGGAAUACUUGGAAUACCCCUUUAUAACAGGUGAAACAUUCCUGCCGACUUUCUGCCUGGUUCUGUCAGACACUCAUUCCCAUUGCAGGUGGCGGGAAUUUUAUCCAUAUGUAUAUUUGUACCAAUAAAUUGAUUUUACAAGGGGAA
This is a messenger RNA of Tachyglossus aculeatus (Australian echidna), 4949 nucleotides long. RefSeq names its product capping protein regulator and myosin 1 linker 1 (gene CARMIL1). Gene Ontology annotation, biological process: regulation of Arp2/3 complex-mediated actin nucleation; cell migration. The transcript has 38 exons. Bases 53 to 4213 code for a protein of 1386 amino acids. The record is from RefSeq and is a predicted model, not a curated record. Gene Ontology annotation, cellular component: lamellipodium; plasma membrane. Lineage: Eukaryota; Metazoa; Chordata; Mammalia; Monotremata; Tachyglossidae. Gene Ontology annotation, molecular function: protein binding.